AUGGCAUAUGCCGACACGCCAAGAUAUGUAACUAUGUUCCGUCGUUAUGACAACACACAGGGUGCAAUGGGACCAACUGAAUUCCACAACUUUUGGAUGUCUUUUGAUUCCAAUCAGGAUCUGUUUAUCGAAGAGGGAGAAUUCGUUGAAGUUUGGGACGCACUCUUUGAUGAUGUUCUUGAUCUUCAUUCCUAG
Molecule: messenger RNA, 195 nt
Organism: Ylistrum balloti
Lineage: Eukaryota; Metazoa; Mollusca; Bivalvia; Pectinida; Pectinidae
Exons: 2
Coding region: 1-195 (64 amino acids)
Source: RefSeq, a predicted model, not a curated record